AUGGUGGCUUAUUUCAGUAACAUGGAUGUCAUCAAUGUCACUGCCUUGCCAAUGGUACCAGUGGAUGAGUACCUGACUGUAUCUCUCAAUGCACAGAACAAGGUGAAGAAUGCUGUGAGGAAGACCCUGGAGGACAAUCCACCCUCCUGCCUUAUUGGCUCCAUACACCAGGUGAAUCAAAUGAUUGGCGAGCUAGAUCUGAGUCCCAACAGCCUGGCAAUUGAGAGAUUUGAGCUGGAAAAGAAGGCUUUGAGAGAGAAAAGUCGCGGCGGCUUGAGAGACAGAGACAAGACUCAAAGCAAAUCACAGUAUACGUGCAGAGGCUCAGAAUCCAGGAAUGUCAAAUCUUUCGUUAGUAGAAGGAAAAUAGCCCAUAAAAAUAUGCUGGCAGAGCUGUACCAGUACCCACAAUUUAACAGCGCUGUGCCAAACAGGCUUCCAAACGGGGUGAACUUCUGUGACAUGGUGGGCAAUGUGGUCCGGGCUGAGAGAAACCGCCUGAGUGGCAAGUCUUUCUGUUCAGAUAAAGAAUUAGAGAAAUUCCUCUCUUCUCCUUCUCCAAGAGCCAUGUGGUUGGAUAGCUUCUGGUGGAUCUUUCAUGAGAGGUACCAGCCAAACAAGGAGGUCCAGAAUAAGCUGUUUGACCGGAUAUCCCAAAACUACGCCUCUCUCUUGCUGCAUGAAUUCAAGUCCCACUAUGAAGAGGCUCUCUUAAAAAGGUUGCCAUCGCUUCUAAGUAAAGCCGUGUACACCAGCUUCUGUUGCUGUUUCCCGCAGUCCUGGUUCAACACGCAUGAAUUCAAAUCAGACAUCUGUAACACAAUGAGCCUGUGGAUUUCAGGUAUCUACCCUUGCCUGCAGAGCUAUAACAGCUGGGACUAUUCAGAACUGGAUCCAGAGAGAUUCCGGAGAGAAAAAAUAAUUCUUCAGAGAAGAUUGUUAAAGAAAAGAGAGUUCUCUUUGUUCACUUCUAAGAGAUGUAUCUCCCAGAUGUCUAUCCAGAACAAGAAAAUCCAUUGCCUUAAGUCUCCUGGUAUAAGUUCAACCACUGAGAAAGACUCUUUGGCCAAGAAGAGUUUACCAGAUAGCUCACAAACACAGAAUGUCACCAAAGAGUAUCACGGUCAGACUCUGGUGUUCAGGAAAGCUGCAAAACAAGUCAAGAGGAUAUCACAAGCAAGAGAAUAUGAGAAUAUGCUUCCCAAGCAGUCUUACCCAGCCUGCAAAAGCCCUGAGCUGACUUCAAACUUCUUCAACAUUUAUGGGAAGAGCCCUCUGAUUGUGCACUUCCUCCAGAACUACGCCAGUCUACAGCAGCAUGGCAAAGACGUGUUGAUAGUCAGGAGGGAAAAAACCAAGAGCAUCCCUGAGUCUGUCCUGACCUAUGCCGAGGUCAUCGACCUGACCCUGAGUAACAUGAAGAAGCGGAAGGAAAACUUCCACCAACUGAACCGACUCCACUGGAAUGAAUGGAAAUAUUUUGAUGAGUACCUAAAGGGACUGCAAGAAAACUUCCUCAGGGAGGUGAAGAACGUUGAUCAAAGAGCAUUAGAAAAAAAGAAGGCAAACCACAUGUUCAUCCAACCUUCAACCUUCCUUGAGGAAUCCUUUGACAAGAAACCUAGAGGAAGGAAAGGAGGAGAGGGAAAGAGAAGCAAGACAGAAGUUGGACUGGUCUCCCCUUUCACUCUCAGGCACUGA
Nyctereutes procyonoides (raccoon dog) is the source of this 1701-nucleotide messenger RNA. RefSeq names its product family with sequence similarity 227 member A (gene FAM227A). Lineage: Eukaryota; Metazoa; Chordata; Mammalia; Carnivora; Canidae. The record is from RefSeq and is a predicted model, not a curated record. The coding region runs from base 1 to 1701 and encodes 566 amino acids. The transcript has 16 exons.